This is a messenger RNA of Aptenodytes forsteri (emperor penguin), 7207 nucleotides long. RefSeq names its product potassium voltage-gated channel subfamily Q member 5 (gene KCNQ5). Gene Ontology annotation, cellular component: membrane. Gene Ontology annotation, molecular function: voltage-gated potassium channel activity. The coding region runs from base 1 to 2592 and encodes 863 amino acids. The record is from RefSeq and is a predicted model, not a curated record. Lineage: Eukaryota; Metazoa; Chordata; Aves; Sphenisciformes; Spheniscidae. The transcript is spliced from 15 exons. Gene Ontology annotation, biological process: transmembrane transport; potassium ion transport.
AUGGGCAGGAAGCCUGAUGGUUUUGGGUUUAUUGCUGGUCCAUCUCCACCUGGCAAUAAUGCUGCAGCAACGCCACGUUGGUAUAACACGGAGGCCUGUUAUUAUGGCGUAAUCAUGCGACGGUGUUGCUCUGCUCUCAGGGAAGUUGAUCACAGUUUUCUCCUUGUGUGUGCUUGCUUGAUUUUGUCCGUGUUUUCUACUAUUCCUGAACACACAAAACUUGCCUCUGGUUGUCUCUUCAUUUUGGAAUUUGUCAUGAUUGUUGUCUUUGGUUUGGAAUUUAUUAUUCGUAUCUGGUCCGCUGGAUGCUGUUGUCGAUACCGAGGAUGGCAAGGAAGACUGCGCUUUGCAAGGAAACCAUUCUGUGUAAUAGACAUCAUUGUUCUCAUCGCUUCAAUAGCAGUUGUUUCUGCAAAAACUCAGGGUAACAUUUUUGCAACAUCAGCACUGAGAAGUCUUCGUUUCCUACAGAUCCUUCGUAUGGUGCGCAUGGACCGAAGAGGAGGCACUUGGAAAUUAUUAGGUUCAGUAGUUUAUGCACAUAGCAAGGAAUUAAUCACAGCCUGGUACAUAGGAUUUUUAGUACUCAUCUUUUCAUCUUUCCUGGUUUAUCUGGUGGAAAAAGAUGCAAAUAACCAAUUCUCCACAUAUGCAGAUGCUCUCUGGUGGGGCACAAUCACAUUGACAACCAUUGGCUACGGAGACAAAACUCCUCUUACUUGGCUUGGAAGGUUGCUUUCUGCAGGAUUUGCUCUACUUGGCAUUUCUUUCUUUGCACUACCUGCUGGCAUCCUUGGCUCAGGAUUUGCGUUAAAAGUGCAGGAACAACAUCGUCAGAAACACUUUGAGAAAAGAAGGAAUCCAGCUGCCAGUCUAAUUCAGUGUGUAUGGCGUAGUUAUGCGGCUGAUGAGAAAUCGGUUUCCAUUGCUACCUGGAAGCCUCAUUUGAAGGCCUUGCAUACCUGCAGCCCUACAAAAAAAGAACAAGGGGAAGCUUCUAGCAGUAAGCUUUGUAGUAAUAAACAGAAGCUCUUCAGGAUGUACACCCCUCGGAAACAUAGUCAAAAGCUAAGUUUUAAGGAGCGGGUCCGGAUGGCCAGCCCACGAGGACAAAGUAUAAAGAACAGGCAGUCUUCAGUUGGAGAUCGCCGGUCACCAAGUGCCGACAUUGCCACCGAGGGCAGCCCAACCAAAGUCCAGAAGAGCUGGAGCUUCAACGACCGAACCCGCUUCAGGCCCUCACUGCGGCUGAAGAGCUCGCAGCCCAAACCCGUGGUCGACGCUGACACCAGUCUUGGAACAGAUGAUGCUUAUGAUGAUAAAGGGUGCCAGUGUGAUGUGUCAGUAGAAGAUCUCACCCCUCCUCUUAAAACUGUCAUCAGAGCAAUCAGAAUUAUGAAAUUUCAUGUUGCAAAGAGAAAGUUUAAGGAAACACUUCGUCCAUAUGAUGUCAAAGAUGUCAUUGAACAGUAUUCAGCAGGUCAUCUAGACAUGUUAUGCAGGAUUAAGAGUCUUCAGUCACGCGUUGACCAAAUUCUUGGGAAAGGACAAAUCACGGCAGAUAAAAGAAGUAGAGAAAAGAAUCCUGCAGAGAAUGAGACAACUGAUGACCUCAGUAUGUUAGGGCGUGUAGUCAAGGUGGAGAAACAGGUACAAUCCAUUGAGUCAAAACUGGACUGUCUAUUAGAUAUUUAUCAACAAGUUUUGCGAAAAGGAUCUGCAUCCGCGCUCACUUUGGCUUCCUUUCAAAUGCCAGCUUUUGAGUGUGAGCAGACUUCUGAUUACCAGAGUCCAUCAGACAGCAAAGAUUUGUCUAGUUCUGCACAAAUUAGUGGAAGUGUAUCCAGAUCAGCUAGUGCCAAUCUGCCUCGUGGCCUACAACUUAUACUGACACCAAAUGAAUUUAGCACUCAGGCUUACUAUGCUUUUAGUCCAGCUAUGCAUAGUCAAGCAACGCAAGUGCCAAACGAUGGACCUGCAACAGUUAAUAAUACAUCAAACCAAAUAAACCAGGCAACUAAGCCAGCAACUCCAACAACAUUACAAAUACCACCUUUCUCAUCAAUGAAGCAUAUCAAUAGGCCUGAGCCCGUUCAUAUUAUUCCUGUAACCACACAGGAAAAUAUUUCCGAUGUCACCGCUUGCCUUGUUGCAUCAAAAGAUAAUGGACAAGUUGCACAGCCCAGUGCGACGAAGGAUCUCGCAUGGAGAAAAAGUCUGGAUACAGAAGGGGAACCUUUGCUCUCAGUUAAACCCGUGGUGCAAAUGGAUUUAGGAAAAUCUUUAUCUGCACAAAACCUUAUACAAUCAACAGAAGAACUGAAUGUACAGAUUGCUGGCAGUGACUCCAGUGGUUCCAGAGGUAGCCAAGAUGUAUACUCCAAAUGGAGGGAGUCAAAAUUAUUUAUAACUGAUGAAGAGUUGGAGACAGAAGCAGGAACAGAGACUACUGAAGCCAUCUCGCACCCGUUAGUGGAAACAACUCUCUCUGCUGACUCUCUAAGGACUGGAAUAUCAAGAUCAUCUCAAAGCAUUUGCAAGCCCGGGGACGGUACAGAAGCACUCAGUCUGCUCCACGUCAAACUUAAAUAACAGCUUGUGGGCUUUCUUCAUUGGCUGGGUCAUUCCUCUAGUCAUACAUAUCAUAGCAUGAACUGUUUUGAAAGCCUUUUUAAUAAGAUAAAAUCACAAAAAUCAGGAUGAAUCUGAGAAGCAGUUGAAUGAGCCCAUAUCUCCUAGUUGCAUGAAAAUGCAUGUUUAAGUGAUGGCUAACAUUCAAAUUUACACCUACAGUACGGCAGCCUUUAUGUAUUGCAGUAGGUUUAAAUGAUGAGUUGCCUACAAAGCUAAUGCUGCAGGAUAUAUCAAAAAGCAAAAAUCUGAGCAUUUAGACCUAGUGCCGUUUCUACAGGGCAGAAGUAAAAAUCGUAAGGUUUAAAGCACUUUGCUUCUGAACUAAUUAAAUAUAUAUAUAUAAUGUCCUGAUUUAGAUGAUAGUUUAUGUUUACAAAAAAAAAUUAUCUACAGCUGCUAGCAAGGUACCAAGGAAAUCAGUAAUAUGGGGUUAGAAAUGGCUGCCAGUUGCAAGAUACACACAUUAGCUCAUCAGUAAUCAGUUAUUUUUAACUCUGAAAAACAGUACAUUAAUAUCCAUCUGAUUUUUGGUGAUUUAGUGCUGUGGCAAAAGUACCUGACACACCACUAUCACAUUGUUCUUUAUAAUGAGAACAUUAUUUUGCUACAAAAAGUUUGCAUCUUAAGGAUCGGGGCUGGCCUCAGAAGCGGAUAAUCUGGGUGACUGCGCUAAAAAUUCAGGGGAAUCUCUCCUUCCAGUCUCAUUGAGGAGCUACCUUGUGAAUCUGAAACAUUUUGGCAGCAGUAGGUGAGGGAAGGAAGCAGGGGCUGCCUUUAUUGUAGAAGCAGUAUUUCCUUCUGUGGAAAUUUUGGCAAUUUUCCUUGCAGUCCCAACCUGAUACCACGACAGCACUUCACAAGGCUGGGAAAGGAGGGAAAAUGAGGAACUGAAAUACAGGGUAAAACUAAAGAGGAUAGAACAGGGAAGACAGAAAAACAACACAAUCAAUGAAGAAAAAAAAGAAUAUGGAUUUAGACGGGCAGGAAGGGAAAUGAUCCCAGAAAAUAAAAGAAGGAAGGUAAAGAGGCAAAAAGAUUUUUUUUUUAAAUCCAGCCUGUCAGUCACAAAUACUGAGCACUAUUUCCAAAAAGAAAGCCAUGUAGGCAAUUGGAAAUGGAAAUAGAAGUAGGGAAGACCACCUUAACAGAAAAAAAGCCUGAAGGCAAGAGGUUUGUUUGUUUGUUUUUGUUCGCUUGCUUUUUAAAUAAAAGGGGAGGAGGAGAGGGGGGAAAGCGGUCACACUCUUAUAGCUCAACACUGUGUCCCAACUGCAGUCGUUUCUUGUGAACUUUCCAAGAAAGGACCUUCAGACUCCUUCCUCCCAAUACCCAAGUUUUCAGAUUCAAAGCCUACAUCAGACCGAGCAUUCCUGCUUGAUACAUCCUCUUUUUUUCUUAUCCUAACCUACACUUCACUUCUGCUGAGAUGCAGGAGCGGUGUUAGUGCCUAUCUGCACAUCCCCAGCGAGGCUUCGCCACUGGAAGAACCCUUGCGGAGCCUAAACAGGCUUUCGCUCUUCCCAGCUGAAUGAGGUUUCCAUGCGCUGCCUCCCCCCAGAUUUAUACCCCACCUGCACCACAGGCUUGUAGACAACCUGACUUGGGCUCAGCUUCCCUCUAGCAGCAGGAACACCGAAUGUACGGGGGUGCCAGUGCCAGCUCACUCAGGGCAGUGUUUUCUCAAGGCCCAGACCUGCUGGGAACUUACUAUGUACAUCAAAAAUGUCACUCCAGUCUUAACCAUGGCUAAAUGCUGUAGAUUGUAUUGUGAAGGACGAUCUGUUUACUAUGAAACCAUUGUAAUUUCUGCUUCCAUAUUUCCUUUACAGAAGUAUUCCUGGAUGUUACAUGAUAACCUUAUUAUGUGAAAGUACAUGCAAACUGUAGAGUGUAUAUAUUGUGUCGUUACACGGGGUCCAGGGAUGGUACACUGUGUUCCAUGGCUUACGCCGGGGCAAACUUCAGCUGUUAAAUCCUGAAAGACACCUUGAAGCACAAUUUCCUCACCACUGAUUUUCCAUACAAUUUACCACAUUCAGUCUUUCCUGUUUUCUUUUAUGUGCAGCCUGAUCAUACUAAAGCCUGAUUACAACAGUAAUUUUGUGAGGAUAAAUAGAGUUUUUUCCACAUCUCAGUUCAUUUAACUAUUAACUUAUUUGAAUGCCUGCAGUUUAUCCAGGCAGAUCUGUAAGUUUAAAGUCCUAUCCAAAAUUUAAAAACUUACAAGUUUUUUUCAUGCUUUUCUUUCUUUUUCUUAAUGGUUUAUGGUGCCUUUCUUGCCUUUCAUACGAAGCCUCCUGCUGGCCUAAGCAUAAACCUGCGCUUAGGUUCAGUUAAGGAGGAAGAGACAGGGCACAUGGCAACUGUGUGCCAGUCAUGAAACUCCCUUCCCCUCCUUGACGAGAUCGAAAAAUCAAGGCAUCGUGAAUUGGACUCCACUCUUCCACCUUCAUCUGCAUGAGCAGACGGUUGCACCCCCAUUGAGCCCGGAAGGCGUCAGUGGGAGAACUGAGCAUUGGCCGGCCCUGCCUGAACAGACUCUGUACAGAAACAGGGCCUUGGGUUUUGCUGAUAAUUGAUCUCACGGAAACUUGGUAUUUUUGCCUUAAAUGACAUGCUUGAGUCCUUCUAAUUUUAAGUUAAUUUAUUUAAUACAGUUUUGUGCACAAAAGAAUGAGUUCUAUAAAUUAUGUAUGAAAAUGUUAAUGUCUUUACAAAGUACUAAUAAAUCCAGAAGGUCGUAUCUUUUCAAAUUAAGGUUUAAAAUCCUAAUUUUUUUCUUUUAUGCUCACCAUUAUUAUUUUUGUAGCUGCAAGUCUUAUCGUAUAGGAAUUUUUUAACAUAAUAUUGAUAGAAAAUAGAAAGAGUAGUGAAUAUAUGAAAUUCUGGAGAGGAAGAAUUGUUUGUUUGGAUUUUUAUAAGCUUUGCUCAUAUUUCCUCAUGAGGAAUUUCCUGUUUCUACGCUCUCUCUUUAAAAGACAGUGUCGUGACUGACAGUCAUUCAUUGGUUUCACAAAAGAAGGAGCUGCCUGGCUUUUCAAGUCUUGUCCUGAGCUGCUUAUUAAAGUCCAGCUCAUGAUAGCUAAUAAGGAUUGUUCAUGAAUAGGGACAAAGGACAUUUUUUUUUUCUGAUUUGCAAUCCACUUGAGGAUUGUUGAAGAGAGAAUUUGAACUUAAGCAAGAGCAUCAGGAAUUAAGCCUUAUCCAAAUAACUGUUUUCUGAUCAGCAUGUUUCUUGUACCUGAUUGAAGAGAGAACUGAAAAGAAUAGUUUUGAUGAUUAUUUGUUUAAAAAUUUGUAUUUGCUCCUGGCUUAUAUGAUCUAUACUUUUUAUUUAAAUAUGAAUAUAGUGUUUUAGCCUAGGGUUCGAGAUUGCAAAGAUCAUACACUUUUAUUCACAGUGCCCACGGUUGUUCCAUAUGUUUUUGAGAUAAUCCUACUUAGAGUGACUGCUCUCAUUAUAGUAUGGUGAUGAGUAAUUCACCUGCUCUUCUGUGGUAAGUCAAAUCAUACUGAAUUGCUGAUGUAUGGUAGAACAUCUGAUGUACAGUAGUAUUUCUGGAUUGGGACCUGCAAUCCUUACUCAAGCAAAAAUUCUAUGGAAUUCAUUCAUUCCAUGGAAUUCAAGAAUUUUUCUUGAAUCGGGAGCUCAGAUUCAAAUCCUUAUUUUGUCGGGCAUCUGUUUAAAGUGAAAAUGGUAAUAUUCCAGUUAUUUCCUGAGGAAACUAAUACUUAGCUGAAUUUACCCAUGUCACAUUGACUAUAUAAAAAAUAACGCACAAAGUAUUGAUGUAAAAAGGGAAGAAGAGAAGGGACAUUUUUAAAAAGCACAGAGAAAAGGAGAAUAAUCAGAAAAGAGGAGUAAGCAGGAAAAGAAAAUGUAACAGCAAAGGAACGAAAAAAGGGUUUAAACACCUGAGGCUAAAUUCAUCCUUGGAUGGCUUCACUGACUUCAAUGAAUUCACUGCCCAACUGGGUGAAGUUCAGCCUCCAUUGGGAUAAUCAGGCUCAGUUCCACUGACCUUAAAGGAACUGAACCCACCUAUACCAGGAAUGAACUUGCCUCUCUGGGCCAACUUUUAUCCUGACUCAUAUGUCAUGCAAUCCUUUUGGAUUCAUUAGGUUUGAAUGAAAUACAGGUCAGAAAAGAAUUUGCCCCAGAUAUUUCUGCUUCACAUUUUUUUUCAAGUGUGUUAAUCUACUUAAUUCAAAUGGAUUACAACAUCACACAAAGUGCUGUCACUGUCUAAAAAGGUUAAUUGGUUUUUGAAAUAAGAAUUGUCCCCUGCAGCGUCAGUGGAAGCAUGCAAUAUUUUCCUGUUCAUUCAUCUGGAUGCAAAUGUGGCCAUGGCCACACACAGGACAAUUCCAGACAUAUCCAGUAUCAUCUGCUAUUGGAAGCAUUUUUUACUUCUUUGAAAGCUAAAAAGCCAGUUUCAUAACAGGCUUAGAAAGCACGAAGGCUGCUUCCACUGACACUGCAAUGACAUUAGCCAGUACAUUACAACGUUAAUUGUAACUUCUUGACAAAGUUGAAUCCAUAUUGUUGUUAAUAAAAAUGAUUUGAAAAGUA